AUGAUAUAUAAAGACAUUUUUAAUAUAACUGAUACAUUAUUUUCAACUUUACAACUUAAAUAUUUAGAUGUGGCCUAUUGUGUUGAGCAAGUAAAUUCAGCUAUUAAUAAAAUAAAAUCUUUAAGAAAUGAUGAUCAGUCCAUUUUUUUUUUUAAUGAAGCAAAAAAAUAUAAUUUUCUAAAAAGGUCAGAAAGGUUGUCUGAAGCUGAAACUCUAAAUAAGUAUAAAAUGUUACAAUUUGAAAUAUUGGAUAAUAUUAUAUUAUGUCAAUUGACUGACCGUUUCCAAGAUUUAAAUAAACUAAAAUUUUUAUCUCUAGUUGAUACUUCCAAAUUUAAAUCAUACAAAACUGCUUUUCCUUAUGAAGGAUUUAAUUGUUUAACUUUAAUAUAUAAAGAGAUAUUUGAUACAGAUCAAUUGAAAAAUGAAUUGUCAGUUAUUUACUUUGAUGAGCAAUUCCAUAACCAAAGUAUUCAACAAUGUGUGAAAUUACUAAAAGUGUUUGAAGAAUCUGGAUUAUUAAAAGAAGCAUAUAAACUGUUUUGUAUUGUUUUGACUAUACCAUCCACCAGUGUAUCUGUUGAAAGAAAUUUUUCAUGUUUAAAACGCAUUAAAAGUUAUCUAAGAAAUUCUAUGACAGAAGAAAGAUUAUCUUCCUUAGCUACAAUCUCUAUUGAGAAGGAUCUAAUAAACACUUUAUCAAAAAAUGAUGAAAAAUUCUAUGAAAAAAUAAUUGACAAAUUUGCAUUACUCAAAGACAGAAGAAUAGAUUUAAUUUACAAAACAUAA
Macrosiphum euphorbiae (potato aphid) is the source of this 789-nucleotide messenger RNA. NCBI's taxonomy places the organism in Eukaryota, Metazoa, Arthropoda, Insecta, Hemiptera, Aphididae. The record is from the annotation of a GenBank genome assembly.